Molecule: messenger RNA, 2283 nt
Organism: Chroicocephalus ridibundus (black-headed gull)
Lineage: Eukaryota; Metazoa; Chordata; Aves; Charadriiformes; Laridae
Gene: LSM14A
Product: LSM14A mRNA processing body assembly factor
Exons: 10
Coding region: 295-1680 (461 amino acids)
Biological process (GO): cytoplasmic stress granule assembly; P-body assembly
Cellular component (GO): P-body
Molecular function (GO): mRNA binding
Source: RefSeq, a predicted model, not a curated record
GGAGCGCGGGGGGGGCGGCUCUGGGAGAAGAUGAAGGCGGCGGCCAUGUUGGGAGCUUCAGGGCGCUUUUGGUGCGGGGUGUGCUGAGGGAGUCUGCGCAGGGAGAGCCGUCGCUGGGGGAUCGGCGGAAGGUCGGCCUCGUAGCGGGAGGAGUAGAGCGCCUACUACGACUCUGAGGCGGGCUUGCUUAGUCGUUUGUGCUCGGCUUCAGGAGCGCUCGGCAGAGGAGGAGGAGGAGGAGGAGGAGGAGGAGGAGGAGGAGGAGGGGGUGUCCCUUACCGAGGAGCCAGCACCAUGAGCGGGGGGACGCCCUACAUCGGGAGCAAGAUCAGCCUGAUCUCCAAGGCCGAGAUCCGCUAUGAAGGGAUCUUGUACACCAUCGACACUGAAAACUCUACUGUGGCGCUGGCUAAGGUUCGCUCCUUUGGUACAGAAGAUAGACCAACUGAUAGGCCUAUACCACCUCGUGAUGAAGUCUUUGAGUAUAUUAUAUUCCGUGGCAGUGACAUUAAAGACCUAACUGUCUGUGAGCCACCAAAGCCUCAGUGUUCUUUGCCGCAGGACCCUGCUAUUGUUCAGUCUUCACUAGGAUCUUCAACUACAUCUUCAUUCCAGUCUGUGGGCUCCUAUGGUCCUUUUGGCAGAAUGCCUGCAUACAGUCAGUUUAGUCCAAGCCCACUGGUGGGGCAGCAGUUUGGCGCUGUUGGAGUUGCAGGAGGUUCUUUGACAUCUUUUGGAACGGACUCUUCAGCCAGUGCUAGUAUGUCCCAAAGCACUGCAGUUGGUUCUGCGUUUACAACAGAUGCAAGAUCACUAAAAACACAGAUGUCUCAAGGUCGUUCAAGCCCUCAGAUAGAUCAUUUGAGAAGGAGCCCCACUAUGGAACAAGCAGUACAAACAGCUUCAGCCCACCUGCCCACUCCGGCACCAGUUGGGAGGAGGAGUCCAGUACCAGCCAGACCUUUGGUGUCUGCUACCCAAAAAUCGUUAGAGAAUCAAGAGCACAGACGAGCUGAAGCACACAAGGUUUCAAGAUCAGAAAAUGAACUCAGAAAUGAAAACAAACGACAAAUUGUUCCAGGUGGACCUUCAGCACGGAGAGGCCGGGGAGGUCACAGAGGAGGCCGAGGAAGAUUUGGAAUUAGGAGGGAUGGUCCAAUGAAGUUUGAGAAGGACUUUGACUUUGAAAGUGCAAAUGCACAAUUCAACAAGGAGGAAAUUGAUAGAGAAUUUCAUAAUAAACUUAAACUAAAAGAAGAUAAACUUGAGAAACCAGAGAAGCCUGUAAAUGGAGAAGACAAAGGUGACUCAGGAGUUGAUACCCAAAAUAGCGAAGGGAAUGCAGAUGAGGAAGAUCCACUUGGACCUAACUGCUACUAUGACAAAACCAAAUCCUUCUUUGAUAACAUCUCCUGUGAUGACAAUAGAGAACGGCGACCCACCUGGGCUGAGGAGAGAAGAUUAAAUGCUGAGACCUUUGGAAUACCACUGCGUCCCAAUCGUGGCCGUGGAGGGUACAGAGGCAGAGGGGGGAUUGGCUUCCGAGGUGGAAGAGGGCGAGGAGGUGGAAGAGGUGGCUUCACUACCCCCCGAGGAUUUCGUGGUGGAUUCAGAGGAGGUCGUGGAGGCAGGGAGUUUGCUGACUUUGAAUAUAGGAAAGACAACAAAGUUGCUGCAUAGUCUACAAGAAAGCUGAAACCGGGUGAACGUCUAGAUCUUCUUGAUCCAGAGAAUUAGUUUCAGUCUCUGCAAAGAAUGAAGUUAAUUUGCUGUAUACUUGUCACCAGCACUGGGAUUUAACUAUUUAAUUUCAAAGGGGUGUAAUGCAGUUACUUUUGAAAAAUGGCCAUCUUUGAAAACAGUGAGCAUUAAAUAUAUUUGAGACAGAAGGAUAAGUAAUUUCUUAUGUAUAGUUAAUUAUAAAGCAGUACUUCGAUGGAGUUUAAGUAUUUUUUCAUCACUGAAAGGAUUUUUCUUAUUACUAAACUGUAUUUGAUAAUUGCUUCAAGUUGUAAGGACAAUUGUAUGCAGAAGGCCGUCGAUACUGUGAGUGUUUUGAUCCACUGAAGGUUGUUUUUUGGAAAUCCUGUAAUAUCCCUUUUGAGAUAGUUGUACUUUUAUCAACUAGGGUGCUGGACAGUAGGAAAACUUGCUUUGUCAGACAAAUAUGUACACACAGUAAAUACUGUUUCUUAGGCAAAGGAAACUUUUUAUAUAGUUGUAAAAUUCCAUUAUAUCCCAUUGCCAAAGAAACAUUACAGACUUUGUAUAGCUGUAUAAAAA